UAAGGGUGCCAAAAAAGGAUCGGUAUUGAUCUUGAGGUUCACCUAAAUCUAUAUUAAAUCUUUUUGUCAUUUAUUAGCAUAGAAGUCAGAAGUUUUCUUGCCCACUCAAGGCCACCCUGCAAGUAAUACUGUAACUACCUAAGCAGGCCGUCAAAAGCCAAGACUUCGUCUUUGUUCGUCCCUUGUUCCUGGUCCUUCUCCGUAUGUACAACGUUCCACAUCCUGUCCCUUGCUCCUUUUGGGAUCUGCCAACCUUUGGUCAUCAUCAUCAGCUGCACUGCCUGACUGACUGACUGCACGCACACUUCAAGGAUGCACUACCUGCUCUGAUACCCGACCUUUACUCGACCGUACGCAACCGUUCCGUGAAGCGGUCAACAGUAAGCUUUAUAUGCAGGCUGUUACCUCGUUGAUUGGAACUACUUGGUUACUCGGGGCUACCGAAUGUUGUGUGUCCAGCGGCACUCUUCUCCAAAGCAACCUACUGACGGCUGGGAAUCGGACAUUUUUGACACACCAAUGCCGGGCUCUAGAAUUAGCCCUACCACGAUCGAAUAAUAUUGGAUUCAUAUUACUACGCAUAUAAUAUUGAAUGACCCAUUACUGAAGCCUGACAAAAGCCCAACGCAAUACGACAUUACCAAGUACCUACCUACCUAUCUAAUAACAGUCAACGAUGCACCCAGCUGCAUAGCAUAACACGAUACAACACAACAACAACACCGCCUGCAGAGGCGAGAGGGCAUUCAUUUCAAGACUACGAGACUUUCCCUCUUCUUCCCAUCUUCAAAAUACAGACCGACCUGCCUCUUCUCCCUCUCCCUUUCCUUUUUUUGCCCUUAUAUUAUAUUUCUAUCUCGUCCUCUGUUACUCCCGACAGCUUGGCUUCUGCCCCAUGCUUUCCAGCGACAUUGGAGUGCCCCUGACCUAGCUACACAACAGUGCCAGCUAGCACUCCCACCACCACUAGAAUUGUUGACGCGCCCACCUCUUCCUCAUCGGCCACCAAUCGUCAAACCCCCGUUCCAUAUUGCCCUUUGAGUAUAUCUGUUUCUCCGGCUCGAGGUCCUGCCUUCACAGGCUGGUCUUGCUCAAUUAUCCGACUGUGACCCGCAACAAGAUCGGAUUGAGGGAUAGAGGCACAACAGACCGAUCCCCCCCCCCCGGCCCGCUGUUUGAACCCCCUCCCGUUUCGCCCACCGUGGGAGUGGGAGUUUGCGAAGCAGGGCCCGCGUUUGUGUCUACGUUUGCGACAGCGAUUGUGAGACUGCGCCGUGAGCAGACAGGAUUCAGAAUGGGUCGUAAGGCGGCACCGCAGCCGCUGGAGCUUUCGUCUCAGAGUUCGCCUCAGGCCCAAACCCAAGCACACGCCCAGUUUGAAUCUGGCGCUGUUUUACGCAGUAGAGACGAUUCGCCGACUACUGAAACCGUUUCUCCAGGUGUGUCGCCGGUCGAGUCCAAAUCACCCCGGUCUCCCCGCUCCUCUCCUUUCCACAGUCGGUUUUCACCCUUGAGAAACCAAGGUGGAAAGCACAGGAAAGUGUCACACACAACAUCUGCAUUAGCAGACGCAACUGUAGAGGGGAAGCCAUCAUCAUCAACACCACCACCACAACCAUCAGCACCGGUGCCAAUACCUGUACAACGACCCUCAACUGCCACAACAUCUACCGAAUGGAGUAGGGAAGAAUCUGUAUCAAGACAGCCUUUACGGCAGACGCGCGAGGAUCCCUCGACCUAUCCUUCCAUCUCGUCUACUCUUGAAGAACACCAGCCCGAUCUACCAGCAACAACUGCAGUACAGCCAGCGUCAGACAAUAUAAAAAAAGGUGCCAAAAACGGGUUCUUCCAUUUCAAUAAACAACCCAAGUCUUCGAACCAGCCUCAACCGCAUGCCCACCACCGAAAACAAACCGAGACAAGAGCUCAGGUAUUGUCGAGGGGCAGUGACGGAUCCAAUCGACCAAGACACGGAGACAAACACGAUCCAAGCCCAAGUGCCUCAUACACCGAAGAUACUCUACACAAACCCGUUUCCGCCGAUCCUCUUCGAAGCGACUUGUCUUUAUCAUCCGCUGGCGACUACGAUACUGCUUCACCUCAGUCUUUAACAAAGAAAGGCAGGUCGAAGCCUUUUGGUCUGCUGAACCGCAGCCGAUCCAAUCGCGACAAAGAAGACGCCAGCCCCGAGCUCAACCCGGCCUCUUCUCCUCGUCAGGGUAACGAACCUGAACUGCACCUCAAUUCUGUGCCGUACAAGACUGCGAACCAAGGUAGUGAUCGUUCUAUCAGGGACAUGAUGAAUUCUGCAGUCCGAAAUCGAUCUGAGGACCGCGCGCCAAGAGAUUCGUCUUCUACCAGGAGGGCACAACGCGACAAGGAAUCAAAGACUCAACCGUCCUCUCUGAACGAGAACGGAGGCUCUUUUUUCAAUGGCCUCAAGAGCUCUGGUACCCGUGCCGCUGGCAUGCUGAGUGACCGUUUUUUCAACAAGAGUGGGCGUGGAGGUCGAGAGGACAAGGAUGCUCUCGACGAUGAACACUAUCAAAUAAAAGUUAUCAACUUACCACUAGUUGAACAAACACGAUUGACGAGAAUAUCGAAGCGCCUCGAGGAUUCAAGGGACAAGACGGAGUUCUGGAUGCCUGCCUUUCCUUGGCGAGCAAUAGAUUAUCUAAACUACAAGGGAUGCGAAGUUGAGGGUCUUUAUCGUGUUCCAGGUAGUGGGCCUCAGAUCAAGAAAUGGCAGCGUAAGUUCGAUGAACAAUACGACGUCAACCUGUUCAACGAGCGCGACCUUUACGACAUCAACAUAAUUGGUUCGAUGCUAAAGGCUUGGCUACGAGAACUUCCCGAUGAGCUGUUCCCCAAAGCGGCACAGGAUCGAAUCGCAAGAGAAUGCGCAGGCGCUGAGGAAGUUCCUGAGCUACUUAUCGAAGAGCUCUCGAAUCUCUCCCCCUUCAACUAUUAUCUGCUUUUUGCCAUCACAUGCCACCUCAGUCUUCUCUUAGCCCACUCGGACAAAAACAAGAUGGACUUUAGGAACCUGUGCAUCUGCUUCCAGCCGUGUAUGAAGAUCGACGCGUUCUGCUUUAAGUUCUUGGUGUGCGACUGGCGCGACUGCUGGAGAGGAUGCAAGAACGAGGCCAAGUAUAUCGAGGAGGAAUACAUGAUCUUCGACCAGCCUCCACCAAGGGGUCUCGCUGAACCAGCGAAGCCAAGACCACAAGAUGAGUCGGAGGACGACCGACAACAACUCUCCUCUUCAGGGAGCAGCAAGCAGUCAGGCCGCCUCAGCCCCAGCGACCAGAAAUCAAAGCUGAAGAAGAAGCAGCUCCAGAUAUCCCCCUCCAACGGAAGCUUCGUUUCGAACGAAUCGACGGCCCCAACCGCCUUGACCAUCAAUAGCGACCGCGAGUUAGGCAGGACCUCGAGCGAACUGCGGCCCUUGUCACCUAUCAUGCCUCUAUCUCCCCUCGGCUUCUAAAAUCAGGGACAUCCUGACGACACGCUGCAUUCCACAAGCAUAUUCACGCCCGGCUACCCAUGGAGGUGGUUAAAAAGAUAGCCGAGGCAGAAAGACCAUACCUCGAAGAAAUAGAGGUCUUGAGGCCGAGAUGAGGAUGCACUAAGUGCUUAAUCUAUCUCGGCACCUCUCUGCGACUCUACCUCAACUGAGGGUAAAUGUCUUAAGUUUCAACCACGGCGUCUGCCACGAUGAAGUCCGCGACUCCAUCCUUCGGCGAUAGCCAAUUCAUGAUGGCACGCCCUUAUGACCUUGUCAUUCGAUUUGAUUGCGCAUUUUUGGUUGUUUCUAACACCUGGCGUUUCUGGACAGUUGUCCAGCAGUUUGGCACGGUUUGGCAAUGUGCAAUCGAGUAAAACAUUCAAGGAAUGCUUUAAAUUUGGCUCACCUAUCCACGACACCAAGCGAGUGAUGUUCUUGACCUGCACUUUGUCUUUUAUCUGUUGUUUGGUAUACCCCAUGAUGCAUUUUGAGGAGAAUAUCGUCCGGGGUGUCUUGUACCCUGCGUUAGUGGGGAAUCUUGUUUGAAGUUCCAGCGUUUCUGAUUCUGAUGAUUUAUCGACAAACAUGCUGCGGCUUUGCCCAAGCUGAUUAUGUAGCUCGCUCUCGAGCACUCUGGUGAGGCAAGCUGCCCUGGUAAGAAUUGUGUUUGGCUAUCAUGUUGCAGUGAAAUGAAGACACGCCAAGCUAGAGAGGAGCAUGGAGAUUACCAAAAUAUGGAGUAUAUCUGUUUCUGAUGACUAGAAAUCGCCGAGAGCGGAGGGUUGUUGGGUAGCAGAGUUGAAAUUGGCAGACACUACCUAAUAGAUAGUGCCUGGAAUUUAGUGAAUAUACUCCGCCAGAAAUCGCUUAUCUAUUAAAUGCAUAAUCUUCAUCAAGAUCAACUAUCAGGUUGGGGGAGAACCGUUGGUAGUUGUAUUUCGUUGUUACGCAUAGCCGGGACAUGGAAUCCAAGCCAGACAACAAGGAGGGUGACAGCUGCAG
Molecule: messenger RNA, 4510 nt
Organism: Fusarium verticillioides 7600
Lineage: Eukaryota; Fungi; Ascomycota; Sordariomycetes; Hypocreales; Nectriaceae
Exons: 3
Coding region: 1295-3487 (730 amino acids)
Biological process (GO): signal transduction; regulation of GTPase activity
Cellular component (GO): cytoplasm
Source: RefSeq, a predicted model, not a curated record